GAAGGCUUAGAUACAGACAAAUAAACUCAAAUGCUUACGAAUUAGCUGCAUGUGAAGUAUCUGUAUCAGUGAUAAUGUGAUGAAAAAUAAGACUCUGAAUCAGGUCAAGUUCAAGACUUCUACUUACAGAACCGAUGUUUAUGGUAUUUUAUAUCAUUUUGUUUUACACCUUCCCAUUACUGUCAUUAUCAGUGGACUUUUAACUGGUUCAUCAUCAUUAGUAUCCAAAUGUGUUUCAGUCGCGUGACUCUCUCCUGGUACAAAGGAAACGUCAAUUUUAAUUUUGUAUUUUAAUUAUGUAACUACGCUGUAUUCGGUUAACUGUUCAAAAACGCUGAUGUUUGUGUUAACAUGCAGUGUGACACGUGACUAUCGAGAAACAGAAGCUGAACCACAGCGGAGUACUUAUUUUAGCCAACAGACAGAAAAGCCUCUUCAUUAGACUUCCUUCAUUCCCUCAUAUGGCUUAAAAAAUGCUUUGUGCACUUAUUUUCUUCUGUCUAUGGCUCCUGGUUGGUGAGUUAAACAUGUUUUUUGUAUGGCUUUACGUCACUUAAAUUCUGUUAUCGUUUACUCACCCUCGCGCUAUUUCCUGCUUACUUCUGUGGAAACACCAACAGCAUUGCGUAUGAAAGCAAUGCGCGUCAGUGAGGUGCAGUGCUGUACCGGAUCCAUUUAGCUAUCUUCAAAAUAUCUUUUGUGUUGCAAAAAUGAAAGAAAGUCAAAUGUGCGCACCAACAGGGCGAGCAAAUGAUGACCAAAAUUACGUUCGAUUUUUUUUUCAAUCUUGUUAUUUUGUUUUGCUUGGUGCGCAUACAGAUGGCAUGAAGACGGUGCCAGUGGUGGAGGGAGAUUCUGUGACUCUACACACUGAUCUUACUGAGAUGCAAAAUAUACAACGCAUACAGUGGAGGUUCACACCUGACGAUGCAUUUAUAGUCAUUCAGUUUUAUAAGGGGGCACCUGUUGUGAAUUAUUUGAAUGCUGAGAGAUUUAGAGACAGACUGCAGGUGGACGAUCAGACUGGAUCUUUGACCAUCAGGAACACCAGGUCAACAGACUCCGGACUUUAUCAACUACUGAUAGAAAAUUACAUCUAUUUCAAUGUUACUGUCUAUGCUCGUGUGCCCAUUCCCAUUGUCUCCAGAGACUCUUCAAACCGUUCCUCUUCCUCAUCUUCAUCAUCAGGUCAGAUUUGUUCACUGCUGUGUUCAGCUCUGAACGUGAGUCACGUGACUCUCUCCUGGUACAAAGGAAACAGUUUAUUGUCCAGCAUCAGCGUGUCUGAUCUCAGCAUCAGUCUCUCUCUACCUCUGGAGGUGGACUAUCAGGAGAAAAACACCUACAGCUGUGUGAUCCACAACCCCAUCAGAAACCAGACGAGACAUCUGGACAUCAGUGAAGUCUGUGAGACAUUUGGAGACUUUGUACACUGCUGCGGUUUCACUGAAGCUGUGAUUCGAUUGGUCCUCUCUGCUGUGGUGGGCGCGGCUACUGUUGCCAUAGUGAUUUAUGAAGUCAAGAGCUAAAAGAAGCGGAGAAGUUUGAAUGUAGAUAUUUUUAGCUGGAAAACGUUUCAUUAAAUAUUUAUCUUUUAUGGAGUGAAGCUUACUCGGGUGUCAUGCUGUGGAGAUCGAGUGAUUCGUUGUUUUGACCCCUCUCUUUUUAAUAAAUCAAAUGAUUCACAAA
This is a messenger RNA of Puntigrus tetrazona (Sumatra barb), 1689 nucleotides long. RefSeq lists its product as uncharacterized. The transcript has 3 exons. Lineage: Eukaryota; Metazoa; Chordata; Actinopteri; Cypriniformes; Cyprinidae. Bases 711 to 1529 code for a protein of 272 amino acids. The record is from RefSeq and is a predicted model, not a curated record.